This is a messenger RNA of Xyrichtys novacula (pearly razorfish), 195 nucleotides long. Lineage: Eukaryota; Metazoa; Chordata; Actinopteri; Labriformes; Labridae. The record is from the annotation of a GenBank genome assembly.
AUGGAGAAGGUGCCAAUCAAACGGUCCCUCCUGGCUCUCAAUCUACGAGCCUUCCUGCCCCGAGCUCUGGAAAUGGGGAAAGGCCGUCCUGGGGUCACAACGCUGCGUGUUUUCAUUCAGAGAAACCCCACUGCUGUUCUUUUCUCAUUACCCACAAGCCUUCUGUCUGUGCAACACGCCUCAGCCUCAGGUUAA